AGAACGAGUUGAUUGACUAAUCGUGCUGCAUGUGCACAAUACAUGUACACCCAUGAGACACGUAACUUCUAGCUCGAAGAGUGAAAACGUUGCAGGGCGGUAAAGCUUCACUUUUCAAGAAGUAUGGCAACAAGAAGAAGAAAGGGGGAUCAAGAAGACACGAAGCAGAAUUUACCCUCAGUGUGGAAACGGGUGUUUGUAUCUGGUUCAAAGUGGCAAGAGAAAGAUGAAUUCCUAGACGUAAUCUACUGGGGAAGACAGCUGGUUGCUAUGCUGUGUGGAAUACUCUGGGGCAUCAUACCAUUGAAAGGUUUCUUAGGAAUAGCUUUAUUCUGCGCGGCCAACGCAGGUAUAUUAUAUGUGUACUUCACAAGUUUCCAAGGUAUAGAUGAGGAGGAAUACGGUGGUGUGUGGGAACUGACGAAAGAGGGAUUUAUGUCAUCAUUUGCGUUAUUUUUGGUUGUAUGGAUAAUAGUCUACUCAGCUUUGUUCUUCGACUGACAGCACCAGACAUUCAACUCCCCUGGAGUUUUUAUUAUAAUCCUGAACCCCCAAAUGCCUCUAAACCUGUUUUUCAGAGAGAUGGAAACCAUGUGUGGACCUGAUAUAGUUCACAUAAGGCUCACACAGCCUGCAUUAUGUGGACGUGCUUUGUUCUCGGGUCCACAUGAAGACAGUAAGGUUGACACAAUCUUGGUUCAAGAUCAUUAUCGAGUACAACCCAGCCUCCAUUUCAUACGGUGCUUCCAUGUGAUGGCCCAUAAACUGCCAAAUGUCAUAUUUUGGAGAAUUGAGACUGCUUAGCGAAAUUAGGUAGGGCAUUUGAGAUUCUGCUGUGAUGGAAGUUAAGCCAUGACUGAAUCAACUGGCUGUAGCUUAGGUUAACACAUAAUGUCUAUGAGAAAUGGCUACAGCCACUAGCCACAGGUAAACUUUUAUUUCCAGCCACAGCCAUUUGAUGGGAAUUUUUGCAAAUUUUUAAAUUUUGGGGACAGGGUUUCCUUUCUGCUUAUCACAAAUUGGUAAAUUUGGUUUGGAGUGUCUAUUGAAAUACUGCCAAUUUUUUGUUUUUAAAUAUCUCAUUUACAAGUACUGAAUUUUCAACUCCAUACCUUGACUGUUGUCUUCAUUUUUGAGGGAACUGUUUAUUUUUAAUGUUUCAGUGUUAAAACUCAGGAUCAGAUUUUGUUAAACCAAAGUUUCUUGUUAAAAAGGUUUUGGGGGGGGAACCAGCAUUUACUUUAAUUUUUCCCACAGUCAAGAGAGAUAAAUAUAAAUAAUGUCCUUAUUUUCCAGAUCAUAAGCUGGAAAAAAAAAUCACAGCUUGAUUGUAAAAUGUCCUUUACCAUCGGCGGUGUUUGUCACACACGGAUCAUGAUCAGUGACCGGUCAUUGGCUUACAGAUGCCCAAAAGCUUCAUAAUGGAUGGUGCGAACCAGCUUUGGGAUCACUGAUUGAGAUCCAGAUCCAUGUGAAACAAACAGGCCUAAUUAAAGACUUACCAUUGUCUUUUAGUUCUUGUACUGUCAUGAAAAUUACCAGUAAUCCCAUUUGUAAAAUGAAAUACGUUGUAAGUAGUUUGAAUAAAUUUUUAAAAUUUCAAAA
This is a messenger RNA of Acanthaster planci (crown-of-thorns starfish), 1605 nucleotides long. RefSeq names its product GEL complex subunit OPTI-like. The record is from RefSeq and is a predicted model, not a curated record. NCBI's taxonomy places the organism in Eukaryota, Metazoa, Echinodermata, Asteroidea, Valvatida, Acanthasteridae. Gene Ontology annotation, biological process: mitochondrial respirasome assembly.